This is a messenger RNA of Prorocentrum cordatum, 1485 nucleotides long. NCBI's taxonomy places the organism in Eukaryota, Dinophyceae, Prorocentrales, Prorocentraceae. The record is from the annotation of a GenBank genome assembly.
AUGCGCGGGCAAGCCCCGCAGCGAGCGCGCGCGUACGCCCGCUCGCCGGAGCACAUCCCCCGCGCCGCCUCGCCGCAGCGGACGCCCUCGGUGCGCCGACGCGCGGGGCUCGCCCUGAAAGGGGCCUGCUGGGAGCCUGCGGCCGCCGCGCUAGCCGCGGACCGCGGUGUGGCCACGGGCGGCUCCCCCGCGGGAGGGCUGGCGCGGCCCCGCUCCUCCACGGGCGCACGGCUGCGGGGCAGCUGGCGGCCCCUGGACGCGGCCGCGGCUCGCCGGGGCCCCGCCUUCACGGAGCUCUGCGCCCAGGAGGGCAUCGCGGUGGCCGACCUGGGCCCCGCGGUGGCCGCGGGAGGCGCCGUCGCCUGGCCUUCGGAGGGCGCCAGCGGCUCGAAGGCCAGCCGCGCGGGGCCCCCGCCGUCGCCCCGGAAGGCCGCCGCGGCCGCCCCAGAGGCGCCAGCCAGCAGUGCGGGCGGUGCCGUAGCGCACGCUGGCGGCGUCGCCGGGGCCCUGGCCGCCACCAGGACCCCCAGCCUGCCGUCGCGCCCUGCAAUGCGAGCCGUGUCUGCCAGCCCGCCGGCGCGGCCGAUGACGGCUGGCGCCUGCCGGCCGGCUGCGGGGACACCGCAGCGCCUGGCGCGGAAGGCGGUGGCGUCGGCACCGAUGGUGGGCCUCGUGGGCCUCGGGCUGCGGCGGUCCAGCGGCUCGCCCUCGCCGUGGGAGCGCGGUGCGCCCAGCGCCGGCGCGCGGGACUUCAGCAGGUUCGGCCAGGCAGGGGCGCUCACGGUCGCGAAGUGCGAGCCUCAGGAGAGCACAGCGGGAGGGACCGUGGCGGAGGACGCCCCGGCGGGCUUCGGCCUGAACGGCGGAGGCGAUGCCGCCCCCUCGCGGCCCACGGCGGCCACCGCCCUCGCGCACCGGGCGUUGCCCGGCGGCGGCGGCCUGAGGCAGCCCUCCCGGUCCUCGCCGGCCUUGGGGCAGCCGCGCGGCUGGGCCCAGCGGGUGCCGGCGGGCGCGGUGGACACCGCCGUGGACCCCGUGGCGGCCUCCGUGGCCUCGUGGGCCUCGCCGCCGGCGUCGGUCGCCUGCAGGCUGGCCGCGCUUCGCCGCGCGGGCGACCCGCGCGUGGAGGCGGCGAGCCGUGGCAGCUCGAAGGAGCGCGACGGCGAGGCCAGCAGGCGCGCCUCGCGCCGAGGCAGCGAGGCGGCGGUGCUGGGCCGCUGCGGGCCCCCGCUGCGACCACGCCCCUGGCACGGGCGGCGCUCGCGGCGCCAGCGAGGGGCGGCGGGCGGCCGCCCGGAGGACGUGGAGGUCGAGACGCGGCGCGGCCUCGCCCUGGGCCGCAGCCGCGCUUCUCCUCGGGAGCGUCCCCGCGGCCCCUUGGCUGGGGCGCGUCGCCUGACCGCCGCCCGCCGCGGGCACGGGCGCGCGCGGGCGCCCCUCCCCCCCCCGGGAGGCCUGGCGCCUCGGAGAAAUCGGGGGCUGUGA